AUGAUAUGGAAGUCCGCUUCCACUAGAUCUCAGCAAUAUAUCCAGCUGGAUAAAAAUUUAGUAGCAAAUCAAGGUUCAAAUCAAGGUUCAGAUGGGGUAGAUUCGGCGUUUAACAAUAUACGGCAUCUAACGUCGAUUAAUUUACAGACGCCCACUAGUCAGACUACUCUGGAACUCGGGAUUUUAAACGUUUCUGAUUUGAAACCUGUUUAUCGCGAUGAUUUUUCAUCUGCUACUGAGAUGGUUCUGCUAGAUCAAAAUGAAGAGGAUUUGUUUGAGUUUCCAAUGGCCCAGAAGACAGUUUUAGAUGGCUUGGUUCAAGAGAUCUUCGAAGAAUCGCUAUCGCUUAACAGCGAACUAUACUGGGAAGAGUUCCACUAUACUAUUGUAACUUCUAAGGCGCUGAACCUAGAUGGGCUCAACUCUACUGAAUUACUGGAUAACAGUUUUACAAAAUCUGUUAAAGAUUUUAGAAAGAAGCUGCUAAGUUCUGCUCAGCGGGCACUUUCUCUACCGACAAAAUAUGGUAGACUGGUGAUAGGCAGGAAACAGUUUUUUCUACAGAGAACUGUUGCACUACUUCCUGUGGCUCUGUUUUCGAUAAAGUGCCUUAGAAAACUACUCCAGAGAAGAGGUAAGCGAAAACGUAUCGUAAUUACACUACUGCUAGCGAUGUACCUUGCCCUGCAACAGGAGGUAUUUCACUCAAACUACAUUAAGUAUUCUGCAUUGACGAAUUUAAAAGAAAUGGUUAAAUUACUAACGAGCUUGGACAAACUUGAGCAUAAUUAUCAUAUUAUUCUGAAUGAACUAACGAUAUUCAGACCCAUAACCAUGGUGCAGACAAGCACGCGACUUCCAUCCAAUAUUGCAUUAAUUUCUGAUAUACUAGUUUCUGUAACAGACACUUUGUAUUAUAAACUGAGACUUAAUAUCCGUGAGAUAUUGCCAUUUGUGGAUACAGAGGCGCUGGUUAGGUAUUGCGAGAUAUACAAUGUGAAUCUGGUUUUAUUGCAUGGAUUCCUCCACGGAGCAAGUGAACUUAGCCUAUCUGACAAACUACAAAGACUGAGAUCAUUGAAGAAGUUUUGGCUAUGUCUUCUACUGUCGGUAACAGGCUUUGAUACGUAUGUCACCAAAGUCUCCCCUGCUAUUGCAAAAAUGUUUCCUGGUUGUGAGAUGAGUUACCUGAAAGAAUCAGAUAAGUUAAAGCUAAUUGAUAGGGAGUUAGUUAAGUUGAACUUCAACUUGAAGAAUGCAAUUUCGAGCUUCACAGCCUAUAAGUCAUGUAUAUAUGAUGGUAUCAUUUCUCCCGCCCUCAACUCGCCAAUUGAAAAGACAGCACAAAGGAAGGAGGAAUGUUUGUCAAAACUUGUAUCGUCCACAUUCAACGAAUUGCAAGAGCUUCAAAAUAAACUCCUACAUUCUCAGGAUAACGAUGAUAAACUUCGGCGGUAUGUUCAAGAGAAGCUACUUUUCUUGCACAGCUUCUGGGAACCCGUAAAGAAUGAAAAGAUAAUAGGGCCAGCAACUGUAGGAGUGAACUCAACUUCUACAUCAGCUUUGAAGCGUAAUUUCGGUGGUUUUGCGCUAAAUGUCAUAUCUACUGCCUCUGAAGAUGAAGAGGCGAGCUCUUUCAGCUGUGAGCCUGUUACACCAGUUAUUGAUGAGUCCGCAUAUGACAAACAAUCAACCUUGGGAGAUAAUAUGGCAAGCAAUGGAACAGAAGAUGUGUAUGUCACAUGUAGUGAGGAAUACGACCCACCUGAAUAUUUAAAAGAGAAAUUCAAGAAGUUAUCAGAGGAACAACUUAAAAUGCGUCUAAACGCUACGAUAAACAGAAUUACCAUGGGUAAUAGUAACAGAUACGACGAAAUAAGAGAUGAAGCCUUGGCUGUCGCAGAUCUUCAAAUAGGUACAGAAGAAGCAUACAAAGGAUUCGAGAGCAGGCCUCUUUUAUCCCAUCACAAAGAAUGUGUAAUGAUUCAAGAACUUAAAGAGCGAUUUAAAGGUUAA
Eremothecium sinecaudum is the source of this 2016-nucleotide messenger RNA. RefSeq names its product Inp2p (gene INP2). Lineage: Eukaryota; Fungi; Ascomycota; Saccharomycetes; Saccharomycetales; Saccharomycetaceae. The coding region runs from base 1 to 2016 and encodes 671 amino acids. Gene Ontology annotation, biological process: peroxisome inheritance. The transcript has a single exon. The record is from RefSeq and is a predicted model, not a curated record. Gene Ontology annotation, cellular component: peroxisomal membrane.